This is a messenger RNA of Musa acuminata AAA Group (dessert banana), 1293 nucleotides long. RefSeq names its product aspartic proteinase CDR1-like. Gene Ontology annotation, cellular component: extracellular region. The transcript has a single exon. The coding region runs from base 1 to 1293 and encodes 430 amino acids. Gene Ontology annotation, molecular function: aspartic-type endopeptidase activity. NCBI's taxonomy places the organism in Eukaryota, Viridiplantae, Streptophyta, Magnoliopsida, Zingiberales, Musaceae. Gene Ontology annotation, biological process: proteolysis. The record is from RefSeq and is a predicted model, not a curated record.
AUGAAGCCCAUUGCCUUGGCCCUCUUUCUUGCUGCUGUCGCCGCUGUGGCGGCCGCCGAUGGCUUCCGUGUCGACCUCAUCCAUCGUGACUCGCCCCGGUCCCCUCUGUAUGAUCCUUCAUCGACCUUCUACGACCGCGUGAGAGCAGCGGCCAAGCGCUCCGCCCUCCGCCCAUCGCGCGUUGGACGUGCUGGUGCUGGCCUCACCGCUUCCGGUGGAUCCUCCAUCGAGGCCCCUGUCGUUCCCGACUCCGCUGAGUACCUCAUGGAGGUCGAGCUCGGUACCCCCAAGUUUAAGGUCAUCGCCAUCGUCGACACCGGCAGCGACCUCAUCUGGGCCAACUGCAAGCCUUGCACUGAAUGCUACGAGCAGACACCGCCGCUCUUCGACCCCAAGGAUUCUUCCACCUACCUCGACCUCGCAUGCGAUUCGCAGCAGUGCGACGAGCUUCCCGUGUCGGGCUGCAGCAGCGACUCCAAGUGCCAGUACCAGUACUCCUACGGAGACCAAUCGCAGGUCGUCGGCAAUCUGGCGAGCGAGACGUUCACCUUCGCCACCACCGGCUCGGAAACGAUCUCCAUCCGCAAGAUCACCUUCGGGUGCUCUCAUCAGAGCAGCGGCACCUUCAGCAACAGGACCGGUGGGCUCGUGGGACUUGCUGCCGGGCAGCUCUCCCUCGUCUCCCAGCUCGGUUCCGCCAUCUACGCCAAGUUCUCCUACUGCUUGGUUCCCUUUUCGCAGACGUCCGCCACCAGCAAGCUAGUUUUCGGCGAUGGUCCCGCCCUCUCCGGAAGGAACGUCUUGUCCACGCCCCUCACCGUACAAGAAUCUUUCUACUAUCUAACUCUCAACGGGAUCAGCGUCGGCAACACAAAUAUCUCGGCGACCUCUCCAACUGCUUCCGGAUCACCAAACAUUAUCAUCGAUUCCGGCACGACACUGAACAUUCUUUCCCCCGACGUGGUAGGCGAACUGGCAAAAGCAGUGAAAGACGUAGUGGAUCUCCCGGUCCCCAACGACCCCGACCUUUCCUCCUUCGCAGCGUGCUUCGACGUCAGUGGUUCUCGCGACUACAGGUUUCCGGACAUCACCUACAACUUCGAAGGGGCACCAUUGAAGCUGAGCCCGAUGAACACCUUCAUAGAGGUUGCGCCGGACGUGGUGUGCCUGGCGGUGUAUAGCUCCUCUGAUGUCCAGAUCUUCGGUAACGUUGCGCAGCAGAACCUUCAUGUUGAGUACAAUCUGGGGACGAGCCAGCUCUCCUUCGCUCAUGUCGACUGCACCGACUUCUAA